Molecule: messenger RNA, 332 nt
Organism: Drosophila busckii
Lineage: Eukaryota; Metazoa; Arthropoda; Insecta; Diptera; Drosophilidae
Product: metallothionein-4
Exons: 2
Coding region: 81-236 (51 amino acids)
Molecular function (GO): metal ion binding
Source: RefSeq, a predicted model, not a curated record
CCAGAGUUUGGCAAUAGAAGCUGAAUAGCAAAAGUUGUGCCAACACUUUUUGAAAACAGUUAAUAAAAAACCAACUCAAGAUGCCUUGCAAAGGAUGCGGAAAUAACUGUCAGUGCACAUCCGGCAAAUGUGGCGGUAACUGUGCCGGAAACCAGCAAUGCCAAUGCGCCAGCAACAAAACGUGCAGUGCCACCACCACCAGCAGCAGCAGCGGCAAGUGUUGUCAGGCCAAGUAAAUGCGACAUUAAGCAUACGCCAGUUGUGCUAAGAAAUCUCUGACUGUUACGUUUUAUACUAUGCGCUUAAAUAAAUUUAAUAAUAAGUAAAUCAAA